AUGGAGGUCAAAGGUCUCAUGGCCUGCAUCAUCCUCGCCGACGGCAGCCGUGUCGACUCUGCCAAAGUGAUUGGCAACGAUGCCGACGGCUUCGUGGUUCGUUAUGAAGAUCACGUUUUGAAGAUCCCAAGCCUUCUCGGAGAAAUACAGCCGAGUGGUGAGAUCGAGGCUCAUGGCGAAUCCCUGGAGGCCGAGAAGGAGGUCUACAGGCGAUUGCAAAAUGUUUCCGGCGUUGCUGAGUGCCUCGGAUAUGUUAUUGCUCGUUGCCAUGAGAGUGGAGUUCUGGUCUUAGACAUCGCUCUGCGCAACUUUCUGCUUACGGACGAGUUUGAUCUUCGCAUCGUCGACUUUGCAAACAGCUCGCUGGUCUCGCGAGAAGCGGACAUCACAAAGACCAACAUAAACGGAAAUUCUCCUGCUGUAAUGUGGGCGGACGCUUCGCCGGCACUUACUGUGGCACUUGCCCAGGUGGCUACGUGA
Messenger RNA from Zymoseptoria tritici IPO323, 480 nucleotides. RefSeq lists its product as uncharacterized. The transcript has 3 exons. NCBI's taxonomy places the organism in Eukaryota, Fungi, Ascomycota, Dothideomycetes, Mycosphaerellales, Mycosphaerellaceae. The record is from RefSeq and is a predicted model, not a curated record. Bases 1 to 480 code for a protein of 159 amino acids.